AAAAGGCCAAAACACACUCGCAGCCGGCCGAUAUUACCUUCUCAACGAGGUUUGGAGAGCAAGAGAGCGACAUUCGAAAGAUGGGUAGAAAGAAGGAAGUGGUGUUUGACGAACAACCGCCGGACUUCGAUCCGGCCAACCCCUACAAGGAUCCGGUGGCGAUGCUCGAAAUGCGCGAGCAUCUUGUGAGGGAGAAAUGGAUCGACAUCGAGACCUCCAAGAUAAUCCGUGAUAAGCUCAGAUGGUGCUACCGCAUUGAAGGUGUCAAUCACCUCCAGAAGUGUCGUCACCUUGUCGAGCAAUACCUUGAUUCAACUCGUGGUAUUGGAUGGGGUAAAGAUGGUCGUCAUCCAGAUCAGCACGGUCCUAAGGUUCAGAGCGUGGAGUGAUUUCUUUUUUAAGGUCAUUGGAUUGUAUUGUGGUAAUGCAUGUAGAAAUUGGAGAGAAGACAGAGAGCUUCCAUCACCAGUUUGGUUAAAAAAAAAAUUGUCCUUUUGUUUCAUGUUGAAGCUAAUGUUAAUGUUACGUACAUGUUUGACAUUCGUACCUGGUCAUUAUCUGGAUUUCUGGAUCCAAACUAUGGAUUUUGACUUUUGAGUGUAUUUGCUAAUAAAAAAUAAUUUCUUGAUCCA
Lactuca sativa (garden lettuce) is the source of this 632-nucleotide messenger RNA. Its product is annotated as NADH dehydrogenase ubiquinone 1 beta subcomplex subunit 10-B-like protein (Complex I subunit NDUFS6). NCBI's taxonomy places the organism in Eukaryota, Viridiplantae, Streptophyta, Magnoliopsida, Asterales, Asteraceae. The record is from RefSeq and is a predicted model, not a curated record. Gene Ontology annotation, cellular component: respiratory chain complex I.